Messenger RNA from Anoplopoma fimbria (sablefish), 18940 nucleotides. RefSeq names its product nebulin (gene neb). The coding region runs from base 1 to 18447 and encodes 6148 amino acids. Gene Ontology annotation, molecular function: actin filament binding. Gene Ontology annotation, cellular component: Z disc. Lineage: Eukaryota; Metazoa; Chordata; Actinopteri; Perciformes; Anoplopomatidae. The transcript has 136 exons. The record is from RefSeq and is a predicted model, not a curated record. Gene Ontology annotation, biological process: cardiac muscle thin filament assembly.
AUGACGGAAGUUGUGGAGGAAUAUGAGGAAUAUGAGGAAUUUGAGGAGGAGGAGGAGGAGAUUAUUACAACGACGACUGUCACUGAGAUCACGGGUUCUCAGGCCUUCCAGUCCGGCUUGCCCACCAGGAAAGUCAGGAAGAAGGUCAAGGUGGACACCUCCAAGUUCAUGACUCCGUACCUGGCUCACAGCCAGAAGAUGAUGGAGCAGUACAGUCAUAAUAAAUACCGGCAUGAGUACGACGUGUCCAGAGGGAAGCCUCCUGGAAUCAUCACUGAUUCUCCUGAGAUGAUUCGCAUCAGGAAGGCCCAGGAGCAGCUCAGUGAGGUUAAAUACCGCAUGGAGGGGAAUAAGACUCGGACAACCAGCCUGUAUGACGGUGAGGCCAGAGAGGUCGCCCACGUCAAACGGGUAUCCGACCUGAUCAGCAAGGUUCUGUACAGACAGAAGUGGGAUGAGACUAAGGACCGCUACCUGCUGCCUCCGGAUGCUCCUGAGCUGGUCCUGGCUGUGAAGAACGCUGCUAACUACAGCAAAAAACUGUACACGGAGGCCUGGGAUGAAGAGAAGACCAUGUUCUACCCUUACAGCGACAGCCCCGAGCUCCGCAGGGUGGCCAAAGCUCAGGAGGUCCUCAGUGAUAUUCGCUACAAGAAGGGUCACGAUCAGCGUAAGGCGAAGUACACCUCUCUGGCUGAUCCUCCUGAAGUGGAGCUGGCCAGGAGAGUGGACCGGCAGCGCAGUGAUCUUAAAUACAAGGAAGAUUACAAUAAGAACGUGAAGGGUCAAUGGUGCGAGACGCCGUACUUCGACGUGGCCACUGCCAGGGUGGCGAUGGAGAACUUAAGCAGCAAAAGAUACACGCAAGACUACGAGGACAAAAAAGACCAAAUCUACUUCAUGCAAACAGACACGCCCGUUUACGACACCAACAAGAAGGCUCGCAUCGCUGUCAGUGAGGUCCAAUACAAGAAGGAGUAUGAGAAGAGAAAAGCGGAGGCCGACUACAACACGCUGCCGGCCACGGAGAAUCCUCUCCUCAGACAGCUCAGAUACGCCGGCACCAUCCUCAGCGAUAAAGUAUAUAAAGCCAGCUAUGAGAAAGGCCGAGGUUCCAGCAUCAACUACUGCGACACGCCCAAGUUUCAGAUGGACUCCGUACUUAAAAAGUUCACUCACGCCCGUUACAAAGAUAAGUAUGAGAAUGAGGUGAAGGGUCACUACAUCGGCAGCUAUGAGGACAUCUAUAUGCUUCACUGCCAGAAAGUCGAGGAAAUGAAGAGUGAGCAACUUUACAAAGCCGAUUAUGAAGAGAUUAAGACGAGAUGCUUCUUCCCUCAAACCAUUACGCCUGAAUAUGAAGUCGGGAAGAAGCUCCUUCAGUGUAGUGAUAAAACUUACCGGCAACAUCCCGACAAAAUGAAGUUCACACAGGUGGUGGAUUCUCCGGUUCAGCUUCAAGCCGCCAUCAACGCCAAACAGCUCAGUGACUUGAACUACAAAGCAAAGUAUGAGGACACAAAGUUCAAGAAUAGUCUUCCCCCAGACUAUCCCUUCUUCAUCCAGUCCAGAGUCAACGCCUACAACCUCAGUGAUAACUGUUACAAGUACGAUUGGGAGAAAUCCAAAGCGAAGAAGUUUGAGAUCCGGGGCGAUGCCAUCUCGAUCCUUGCCGCCCGUGCUCACACCAACAUCGCCAGUGAUGUUAAAUAUAAGAAGGAGUAUGAGAAGAACAAGGGACAGAUGGUUGGAGCCCUCAGCAUCAAUGACGACCCCAAGAUCCUGCACUCCGUUCACGUGGCCAAAAUCCAGAGUGACCGUGAAUAUAAAAAGGACUAUGAAAAGAUCAAGACCAAGUACCACGCACCGCUGGAUAUGAUGUCCGUCUCCUUGGCCAAGAAAUCCCAGGGGAUUGCCAGCAUGGCGGGUUACAGGAGCAUCAGCACCAAAUACUUCCUCCCCCCCGACAGCGUGCUGCUGGACCUGGCCAAGAAAAACAACAUCAUCCAGAGUAACAAUGAGUACAAGUCUGACUACAACAGCUACACUAAGGGAUCUCCAUGGAUCCCCUUCGGCUCUUUGGAGGUUGAAAAGAACAAGAAAGCCGCUGAUAUCCUGAGUGAGAGAAAAUACAGAAAACACCCCGACACGAUCCCCUUCACCUCCAUCGACGACCACCCCGUCAUGAUGCAGGCCAAAGUCAACCAGCUUCAGAGGAGUGAUCUGUUCUACAAGAGAGGUCUGGAGAAGAUCCAUCAGAAGUACUCUCUACCUCAUGAUGUCCCCGAGUUCCUGCAGGCCAAGUGCAAUGCCUACAACAUCAGCAAGAACUACUACAAGCUUGCCUGGCAGGAGCACAUUGCUAAAGGUUAUGACCUGAGGCCCGACGCUAUCUCCAUCAAAGCCGCCAAAGCUGCCAGACACGCCGCCAGUGAUAUCCAGUAUAAAAAGGCGUACGAGAAGGCCAGAGGCCACCAUGUCGGCUUCCGCAGCAUCCAGGACGACCCUCUGCUGGUCCACUACAUGGGGGUGGCUAAGAUGCAGAGUGAGAAGAACUACAAGAAGGACUACCACAAGUCCAAGCUGAAGUACCACACCCCGGUGGACAUGAUGAGCGUGGUCCACGCCAAGCAUGCCUCGGCCGUGCAGACCUUCGCUGGGUACAAGCAGCACAACCACAAGUACUUCCUUCUGCCCGACGCAAUGAGUCUGGGUCUCGCUCGCAACAUGAACUACAAUGCCAGUGAUUACAACUAUAAACUGGAUUAUGAGACCUCAGUCAAGGGAACUGGAUGGGUUCCCAUCGGUUCCCUGGAUGUGGAAAAAGCCAAGAAAGCAGCGGCAGCGCUGAAUGAGACGAAGUACCGCCAGCACCCUGACACCCUAAAAUUCACCAGCACCGUUGACUCAAUGAGCAUGGAGCUGGCCAAGACCAAUGCCAAGAUCAUGAAUACGAAAGAAUACAAGGCCAGUGGAGAGAAGUUCAUGCACACCUACCAUCUCCCUGCUGAUUCUCCUGAACUGAUGCAAGCUAAAUGCAACGCCGUCAACAUCAGCAAGAAUUACUACACCUAUGCUCACCGUCAAGAUCUGCUCAAAGGACAUCUUGUGAAGGAAGAUGCUAUUUCCAUUAUUGCAGCCAGAAAAUCCAGAGACAUUGCCAGCGAUUACAAGUACAAGCUGGCCUACGAGAAGGCCAGAGGCCACCACGUCGGCCACCGCAGCAUCCAGGACGACCCUCUGCUGGUUCACUACAUGCAAGUGGCCAAGAUGCAGAGCGAGAAGAACUACAAGAAGGACUACCACAAGUCCAAGCUGAAGUACCACUCCCCAGUGGACAUGAUAAGUUUGACCCACGCCAAGCAGGCCUCGGCUGCUCAGACGUUCACCGGUUACAGGAAGAUCCCUCACAACUACUUCCUCCUGCCUGACAACUUGCACGUGCAGCGGUGUCGCAGCAUGAUGGAGAUUCAGAGCGACAAUGUCUACAAGUCCGAUUACAACAACUACAGUAAAGGCUUAGGGUGGGUUCCUAUCGGGUCUCUGGACGUUGAGAAGGCCAAAGUUGCUAGUGCCGCGCUGGCUGAACGAGGCUACCGCCAGCAUCCCAGCACUUUCAAAUUCACCAGCAAGACCGAUGCCAUGAACACAGUUCUGGCCAUGGCCAACAGCAAGCACAUGGACAACGCUUCGUACAGAGCUUCUGGUGAGAAGUUCAUGCACACCUAUAAUCUGCCAGCUGACUGCCCCCAGUUCCUUCAGGCUAAAUUCAACGCCCAGACGCUUAGCGAGAGUCACUACAAGCACAAGUGGCUGGGAGAUAUCGCCAAGGGAUACGACAUGAGGCCCGAUGCUAUUUCUAUCCUGCAUGCCAAGCAUGGAAGACAUAUUGCCAGCGAUAUCCAAUACAAGAAAGCGUACGAGAAGGCCAGAGGCCACCAUGUCGGCUUCCGCAGCAUCCAGGAUGACCCUCUGCUGGUUCACUACAUGGGGGUGGCUAAGAUGCAGAGCGAGAAGAACUACAAGAAGGACUACCACAAGGCCAAGCUGAAGUACCACACCCCGGUGGACAUGCUGAGCGUGGUCCACGCCAAGCAGGCCUCUGCUGCUCAGACGUUCACUGGUUACAGGAAGAUCCCUCACAACUACUUCCUCCUGCCUGACAACUUGAACCUGAAGCGGUGUCGCACCAUGAACGUCCAGACGAGUGAUUGUGACUACAAGUCUGAAUGGAACAACUACAUCAGAGGUACUGGAUGGGUCCCCAUUGGCUCUAUUGGUGUUGAGACCGCUAAAGUUGGCGGUCUGAUUCAGAGCGACAAUAGGUACCGCACUCAUCCAUCCACCUUCAAGUUCAGCAAGCUGAUGGACUCCAUGGACCUGACUCUGGCUACCGCCAACAACAAGAUCAUGGACAAGCAAGCAUACACUUCAGCUUGGGAGAAGGACAAACGGACAGUCCACAUCAUGCCAGAUGCUCCAGAGAUUGUCCUAGCCAAGGCUAAUGCCCUCAACAUGAGCAAUAAACUUUACAAAGCCGGUGUCGUGGCGAUGGCCAAUAAAGGCUACCACCUCAAAGGAGACGCCAUCCCAAUUUUGGCCGCCAAGCUCGGAACAACCAUUGCCAGCAAUUACAAGUACAAGCUGGCCUACGAGAAGGCCAGAGGCCACCACGUCGGCUUCCGCAGCAUCAAGGACGACCCUCUGCUGGUUCACUACAUGGAGUUGGCCAAACUGCAGAGCGACAAGAACUACAAGAAGGACUACAACAAGGCCAAGCUGAAGUAUCACUCCCCAGUUGACAUGGUGAGCGUGGUCCACGCCAAGCAUGCCUCAGCUGUCCAGACUAUGGCCGGAUACAGGAAGAUCCAGCACAGUUACUCUCUGCUCCCUGAUGCCAUAAACCUGAAGCUGGCUCGCACCAUGAACGUCCAGUGUAGUGACUGGGACUACAAGUCUGAAUAUAACAACUACAUCAGAGGUACUGGAUGGGUCCCCAUUGGCUCUAUUGGUGUUGAGACCGCUAAAGUUGGCGGUCUGAUUCAGAGCGACAAUAGGUACCGCACUCAUCCAUCCACCUUCAAGUUCAGCAAGCUGAUGGACUCCAUGGACCUGACUCUGGCUACUGCCAACAACAAGAUCAUGGACAAGCAAUCUUACACCACCGCCUGGGAGAAAGACAAGACUUCCAUCCACAUCAUGCCUGAUGCAAUGGACAUUGUUCUUGCCAGAGGAAACAAGAAGAACUUCAGUGAGAAACUGUACAAACUGGACAAUGAGCUGUCCAAGAAGAAGGGCCAUCAUGUUGGUGGUGAUGCCAUUGCGGUCCUGGCUGCCAAAGCCUCCACUGCUAUUGCUAGUGAUUACAAGUACCACGCAGGGUACCGUAAGCAGGUCGGCCACCACAUCGGUGCUCGCUGCGUUCAGGACGACCCUCUGCUCAUGCUGGCUCUGAACUCAGCCAAGAUCGCCAGUGAUGCUCUGUACAAGAAGGACUUCAACAAGUCCAAGACCAAGUUCAACCUGCCCGUGGACAUGAUCGCCUUUGAACUGGCCAAGAAGAACCAGAUCCAGGUCAACCACGCCAACUACAUCACCCGCCUCCACAACUGGACUUGUCUGCCAGACUCCACUGAUGUCGUCCAGGCCAGACGUGCUUAUAACAUACAGAGUGAUAAUGUUUACAAGGAGGAUCUGAAGAUGAUGCAGGGUGUCGGGUGGGUGCCUUUAGGUUCACUCGAUGUUGAGAAGGCAAAGAAAGCUGGUGAGGCCCUGAAUGAGACAAAGUAUCGCCAACACCCAAGCAACUUCAAAUUCAAAAUCACCACUGAAGACAUGCCCAUGAUGUUGUCUAAGGCCAACGCUCAGGUUAUGAACAAGCAAGCUUACAUUCAAGCCUGGGAGAAAGCCAAAACAACCGUUCAUGUCAUGCCUGACUCCAUGGAAGUUCAACUGGCCAAAGCAAACAAAUCAAACUACAGUCUGAAUACAUACAAGCAGGCACAUGAAGCAGCCAAGAAGAAGGGAUACGACCUGCGUAAUGAUGCCAUUUCCAUCCUUGCAGCCAGGGCGUCCAGGGACAUUGCUAGCGACUACAAGUACCACGCAGGAUACCGUAAGCAGGUGGGCCACCACAUCGGUGCUCGCUGCGUUCAGGACGACCCUCUUCUGGUUCUGGCUCUGAACUCAGCCAGGAUCGCCAGUGAUGCUCUGUACAAGAAGGACUUCAACAAGUCCAAGACCAAGUUCAACCUGCCCGUGGACAUGAUCGCCUUUGAACUGGCCAAGAAGAACCAGAUCCAGGUCAACCACGCCAACUACAUCACCCGCCUCCACAACUGGACUUGUCUGCCAGACUCCACUGAUGUCGUCCAGGCCAGACGUGCUUAUGACAUACAGAGUGAUAAUGUUUACAAGGAGGAUCUGAAGAUGAUGCAGGGUGUCGGGUGGGUGCCUAUAGGUUCACUGGAUGUUGAGAAGGCAAAGAAAGCUGGCGAGGCCCUGGAUGAGAGAAAGUAUCGUCAACACCCAAGCAACUUCAAAUUCAAAAUCACCACUGAAGACAUGCCCAUGAUGUUGUCUAAGGCCAACGCUCAGAUUAUGAACAAGAAAUCAUACCAUGAAGCCUGGGAGAAGCAGAAGUCAAAUAUCCACAUCAUGCCCGACGCUAUGGAUGUUCUUCUAGCCAAAGCCAACAAUGUCAACUACAGCUUGAAAAAAUACACGCAAGCACAUGAAGACUCCAAGAAGAAGGGCUAUGAUAUGCGCAAUGAUGCCAUCUCCAUCAUCGCAGCCAGGGCUCACAGGGACAUUGCCAGCGAUUACAAGUACCACGCAGGGUACCGUAAGCAGGUGGGCCACCACAUCGGUGCUCGCUGCGUUCAGGACGACCCUCUUCUGGUUCUGGCUCUGAACUCAGCCAGGAUCGCCAGUGAUGCUCUGUACAAGAAGGACUUCAACAAGUCCAAGACCAAGUUCCACCUGCCCGUGGACAUGAUCGCCUUUGAACUGGCCAAGAAGAACCAGAUCCAGGUCAACCACGCCAACUACAUCACCCGCCUCCACAACUGGACUUGUCUGCCAGACUCCACUGAUGUCGUCCAGGCCAGACGUGCUUAUGACAUACAGAGUGAUAAUGUUUACAAGGAGGAUCUGAAGAUGAUGCAGGGUAUCGGGUGGGUACCUUUAGGUUCACUGGAUGUUGAGAAGGCAAAGAAAGCUGGCGAGGCCCUGAAUGAGAGAAAGUAUCGUCAACACCCAAGCAACUUCAAAUUCAAAAUCACCACUGAAGACAUGCCCAUGAUGUUGUCUAAGGCCAACGCUCAGAUUAUGAACAAGAAAUCAUACCAUGAAGCCUGGGAGAAGCAGAAGUCAAAUAUCCACAUCAUGCCCGACGCUAUGGAUGUUCUUCUAGCCAAAGCCAACAAUGUCAACUACAGCAUGAAAAAGUACAAACAAGCAAAUGAAGACUCCAAGAAGAAGGGCUACGAUAUGCGCAACGAUGCCGUUUCCGUUAAAGCAGCCAGGCUUUCUACGGACAUCGCCAGUGAUUACAAGUACCACGCAGGGUACCGUAAGCAGGUGGGCCACCACAUCGGUGCUCGCUGCGUUCAGGACGACCCUCUUCUGGUUCUGGCUCUGAACUCAGCCAGGAUCGCCAGUGAUGCUCUGUACAAGAAGGACUUCAACAAGUCCAAGACCAAGUUCAACCUGCCCGUGGACAUGAUCGCCUUUGAACUGGCCAAGAAGAACCAGAUCCAGGUCAACCACGCCAACUACAUCACCCGCCUCCACAACUGGACUUGUCUGCCAGACUCCACUGAUGUCGUCCAGGCCAGACGUGCUUAUGACAUACAGAGUGAUGCUGUCUACAAAGCUGACCUGAAGUGGCUCCAGGGCACGGGCUGGGUCCCCAUUGGCUCACUUGAUGUGGAAAAAGCCAAGAAGGCUGCAAAUGCCUUGAGUGAAAGGAAGUACCGCCAGCACCCCUGCACUCUUCCCUUCAAAAGCACCACAGAGGCCAUGAACAUCGUACUGGCAAAGAAUAACGCUUUGACCAUGAACAAGCAUCUGUACACCGCGGCAUGGGAGAAGGAGAAGACCAAGCUGCACAUCAACCCUGACACCCCUGAGAUCAUCCUCUCUCAGCAGAACGCUAUCAACAUGAGCAAGAAACUCUACAGACAAGGUUUUGAGGAAACCAUCAACAAAGGCUAUUUCCUCCCUGUGGAUGCAGUGUCUGUCAAGGCUGCUAAGGCCUCCAGGGACAUCGUCAGUGAUUACAAGUACAAGACAGGUUACCGUAAGCAGGUCGGCCACCACAUCGGCGCCCUCAGCGUCCGGGACGACCCUCUGAUCAUGCUGGCUAUGAACUCGGGCAAGAUCGCCAGUGAUGUUCUGUACAAGAAGGACUUCAACAAGUCCAAGACCAAGUUCAACCUGCCGGUGGACAUGGUGAGUCUUGCGCUGGCAAAGAAAUGCCAGAUUCAAGUCAACCACGCCAACUACAUCACCCGCCUGCACCAGUGGACCUGCCUGCCAGACUCCACUGAUGUCGUCCAGGCCAGAAAGGCCUACGAUCUGCAGAGUGAUGCUGUGUACAAAGCUGACCGGGAUGAGGUCAUUGGCGUAGGAUGGGUCCCCAUUGGUUCACUUGAUGUGUUGAAGGCCAAGCAUGCUGGCAAGAUUCUCAGCGACCAUCUCUACAAGCUGAAACCAGACAAACAGAAGUUUACAACUGACAUGACUUCCAUUCCCAUGGUCUUGGCCAAAGCAAAUGCUGAAAUCAUCAACAAGAAAAACUAUGUUGCUGCUUGGGAGGCUGACAAGGUUAAGAACCACAUAAUCCCUGACUUACCUGAGAUUCUGCUUUCUAAAGCUAAUGCUUACAACAUCAGCAAGAAACUAUACCGGGAAGGUGUUGAGAAGAUGUUCAGGAAGGGCUACGACAUCAAGUCCGAUGCUGUCUCUAUUGUUGCUGCUAAACGUGGAAGAGAAAUCAUCAGUGAUUACAAAUACAAGACAGGUUACCGUAAGCAGGUCGGCCACCACAUCGGCGCCCUCAGCGUCCACGACGACCCUCUGAUCGUGCUGGCGUUGAACUCAGCCAGGAUCGCCAGUGAUGCUCUGUACAAGAAGGACUUCAACAAGUCCAAGACCAAGUUCCACCUGCCCGUGGACAUGGUGAAUCUUGAACUGGCCAGGAAAUGCCAGAUCCAAGUCAACGACUUCAACUACAGAACUCAUCUGCACAACUGGACCUGCCUACCGGACUCCAACGAUGUGGUCCAGGCCAGAAAGGCCUACGACCUGCAGAGCAAUGCUGUCUACAAGGCCGACAUGGAUUGGAUCAGGGGAACGGGUUGGGUGCCGAUCGGUUCAGUUGAUGUUGAAAAAGCCAAGAAAGCAGGCGAGAUCCUGAGCGAAUUCAAGUACCGUCAGCAUCCCAGCCACUUCAAAUUCACUGCCCAGACAACUGACAUACCAUUCGUCCUUGCUCAGACCAAUGCCCAGACCAUGGACAAGAAAGCGUAUACUUCCGCCUGGGAGAAGGACAAGAUCAACCUCCACGUCAUGCCUGACACCCCAGAGAUCAUCCUGGCCAAGCAGAACACAAUCAACACCAGUCUGAAACAAUAUCGUGAAGGCUACAUGGACACCAUAAACAAAGGAUACUACCUUCCCAAAGAUGCAAUUUCUGUUCGAUCAGCCAGGGCCUCCCGAGACAUCGUCAGUGAUUACAAAUACAAGGCUGGUUUCCGCAAACAAUGUGGUCAUCACAUCGGUGCGCUCAGCGUCCAAGACGACCCACUGAUGAUGUUGGCCGCCAACGCAGCCAGGAUCUCCAGCGACAACAUCUACAAGAAGGAAUUCAACAAGACCAAGACCAAGUACAACCUGCCCGUGGACAUGCUGACCAUCGAACUGGCCAAGAAGUGCCAGCGGCAAGUGAACGACUUCAACUACAGAACCCACCUGCACCAGUGGACCUGCCUGCCAGACUCCACCGAUGUGGUCCAGGCCAGAAAGGCCUACGACCUGCAGAGCGAUGCCGUGUACAAAGCGGACAUGGAGUGGCUGAGAGGAUGCGGCUGGUCCCCUCAGGACUCUGUGGACGUCGUCAAAGCUAGAAAAGCUCAGGCCAUCAUAAACGAGAGGCUCUACCGCCAACCCGCGAGCAGCGUGAAGUUCACCAGCGUGGUCGACCUCCCCGAGAUCGUCCUGUCCAAGCAGAACGCCGCCAACAUCAGUGAUUGGAACUAUAGGGAAGCCUGGGAUAAAGACAAGCUCUCCAUCCACAUCCCAUCUGACACCCCCGGCUUGGUGCUGUCCAGAGCCAAUGCUAUCAGCAUCAGCAAUAAACUGUACACAAAGGCAUGGGACGACCAGAAGGCCAAGGGCUACCACAUCAAGCAGGAUGCUAUCGCCGUGCUGAAGGCUAGAGCUUCCAGAGAUAUCGUUAGCGACUACAAGUACCACGCAGGAUACCGUAAGCAGGUCGGCCACCACAUCGGUGCUCGCUGCGUUCAGGACGACCCUCUCAUCAUGCUGGCUAUGAACUCAGCCAGGAUCGCCAGUGAUGCUCUGUACAAGAAGGACUUCAACAAGUCCAAGACCAAGUUCAACCUGCCAGCCGACAUGCUGACUCUCGAGCUCGCCAAGAAGUGCCAGAGCCAAGUCAACGACUUCAACUACAGAACUUAUCUGCACCAGUGGACCUGUCUGCCAGACUCCACCGAUGUGGUCCAGGCCAGAAAGGCCUACGACCUGCAGAGCGAUGCGGUGUACAAAGCUGAUAUGGAGUGGUUACGUGGAUGUGGAUGGAUGCCACAUGAGUCUGUGGAGGUUAUGAAGGUGAAACACGCACAGAAGGUCCUGGCUGAGAGAGGCUACCGUGUCAAGUUGGAUGAGCAGAAAUUCAUAGUUCCAACUGACAGAGUGGACAUGGUUUGUGCUAAGAACGCUGCUAACGUCCUCGACGAGGCCAAAUAUCGUGAGGCCUGGCACCAGGACAAGACACAUUACACGCUAUCGGACACUCCAAUUCUUGCCACGGCCAGAGAGGUGGCGAAGAACCUUCACCCUAAACUGUACACCAAAGCUUGGGAUAAGGUCAAGGCCACGGGAUACUUCAUGCCUGGAGACGCUGUUCCCAUCAAGCAGUGCAUCAAAACAACUAAAGUGCAGAGUCAACAUAAGUACCUUGAGAGUUACCGUAAGCAGACGGGCCACCACAUCGGAGCCCUCAGCGUCCACGACGACCCUCUCAUCAUGCUGGCGUUGAACUCCGCCAAGAUCGCCAGUGAUGCUCUGUACAAGAAGGACUUCAACAAGUCCAAGACCAAGUUCAACCUGCCCGUGGACAUGAUCGCCUUUGAACUGGCCAAGAAGUGCCAGAUUCAAGUCAACGACAACAUUUACAGAACCCGCCUGCACAACUGGACCUGUAUGCCGGACUCCUCCGACGUCAUCCAGGCCCGCAAGGCCUACAAUCUCCAGAGCGAUAAUAUGUAUAAGUCUGACAUGGAAUGGCUUCGUGGCUGCGGCUGGGUGGCGGCCGAGUCCGUUGAACACGUCAAGGUCAGGAAGGCCCAGGAGAUUCUCAACGAGAGGCACUACAAGAAGAGCGCCAAAGACAGCUUCGCUAAAUUCACCCUGAUUGUGGAUCGUCCCGAGUUAAUCUUGGCAAGGAUAAACGAUGCAAACCUCAGUGAUCUGAAGUACAAAGAGACCUUCAAUGCAGAAAAGGGUCAUUAUAUUGGUUCAGAGGACACUCCUCAACUGGCUCAUAGCAGGCAGGUGUCCAAGAACAUCAGCGAGAAACUCUACAAACAGCAAUGGGAUGAGUCUAAAGCGACGGGCUACCAGCUGAACCAUCAAUACAUCCCACUGCUCAGCGGCAAGAAGGGCAGGGAGAUCAUCAGUGAUGCCAAGUACCAUGAUUUACAUGAGAAGGCCAAGGGUCACUACAUGGCCGAGACGCUGGUGGACUUCCCCGAAGUGAUGCGCUGUGGACAGCAGGAGAAGAACAAGGGACUGAGAAUCUAUACGAAGGACUACCACAACACCAAGACCAAGACCCAUCUCCCACCAGACAUCAUCGCCAACAAGGUUGCUAAGCGCUGCCAGGACAUGCUGAGCGACGUCCUCUACCGCACCUACCUGCACCAGUGGACAUGCCACCCCGACCAGGAGGACGUCAUCCGCGCCCGCAAGACCAACGAGAUUCUGAGCGAUGUGUUCUACAAGGAAGACCUGAACUGGAUGAAGGGAAUGGGUUGCUUCGUCUGGGACACGCCAGAGAUCAUGCGUGCCAAGAAGUCCUACGAGAUGCAGAGUGAACUUAAAUACAGACAUGAGGCCAAGAAAGAAUUCAACAACUACUCCAUCGUGACAGACACCCCGGCUUACGUGACUGCUGUCCUGGGUCACACCUGGGCCAGUGAUCUCAACUACAGGGAGGCGUAUCACAAGGAGAAGCACUUGUACACCACCGUUCUGGAUACAUACGACUACGCCAGAUGCCACAACUUCAAGCACUUCUUCAGCAAAAAAGAGUACAGCUCCGCCUGGGACAAAAUCAAAGCCAAGAGCUACCAGAUUCCACACGACUCACACGCCCUGCAGCACGCCAAACGGCAGAAGGUCAUCCUCAGCGGAGUGAAGUACAAGGAGGAUUAUGAGAAGUUCAAGUCCCUCUACAGUCUGCCCAAGUGUCUUGAGGACGAUCCCGCCACCGCUCGCUGCGUCAAAGCUGGAAAGCUGGUCCUGGACCGUCUCUACAAGGAGAACUACGAGAAGACCAAGGCCAAGAACCACAUCCCACCAGACAUGCUGGAGAUCCUGUCCGCCCGCAAAACCCAGUCCACCGUCAGCGGGAUCCACUACCGCAAGUUCCUGCAUCAGUGGAUAUGCCUCCCUGACAUGCAGGUCUACACCCAGGCACGCAAGGUCAACGAGCAGCUCAGCGACAUCUUCUACAAGGACGACCUGAACUGGCUGAGGGGAAUCGGCUGCUACGCCUGGGACACGCCGGAGAUCAUCCGCGUCAAGCACGCCGGUGAUCUUCAGAGCGAGAACAAGUACAGAGCCAAAGGUAUCGAGUCUUUCAAGGAGUACUCUGUGGUGACGGACACUCCAGUGUACGAGACCUCCAAGCAGAACUCAGUGAACCUGAGCGACCUGCACUACCGCUACGAUUACAACGCCAACAUCAAGGGCACGAACACGGCUCCCGCUCAGACCGUGGACACUGAGAGGGCUCGCAUGGCCAACUACAUCCAGAGUGAUAACUGGUACAAGGAGGCCAACAAGAACUCCAUGCCCACCGGCUACUCCCUCCCCAAAGACACCCCUCUCAUCAAGCAGGCUAAGUUGAACAGCACUGUCACCAGCUAUGUGAAGUACAAGGAAGCCUACGAGAUGACGAAAGCGAAGGCCUACACUCUUCACCCAGAGGGCGUCAACUUCGUCAACUCAAGGAAGGCCAACAAGAUCACCAACAAUCGUCUGUAUCGGGAGGAAUACCACAAGCAGAAGGACAAGAUCCACACGACCUACGACACUCCGGAUAUCAGACAAGUCAAGAUGAACCAGAAGAACCUCAGCGAAUUGUGCUACAGAGAGAAAUACUACAACAGCAGAGGUCAGCUGAUCUCUCUGCCCAUCACGCCCCAGCUGCUGCACUGCUACCACGUCAACGAGAUCACCAGCGAACUGAAAUACAAAGAGGAUCUGACCUGGCUGAGAGGAGUCGGCUGUUUCUUAUACGACACCCCGGAGAUGAUCCACGUCCGCAACAUCAACAAGCAACGGGUGACCUACCCGGUGGAGGCCAAGAAGAACCUCGCCAACUUCUCCGUGGUCCUGGACACGCCCGAGUAUCAACGUGUGACCGAGCUGAAGACCCACAUGAGCAACAUGAUCUACAAAGCGCAGAGCAAGGAGGACAUGGCGAAGGUCUCCAACACGGUGGACUCUGUGGACAUCCUGAGAGCCAAAUGGGCCCAGCAGCUGACCAACAAGUUCCAGUACACCAACCUGGCCAGUAAGGAGAGAGCUCACUUCACUCAAGAAAUUGAAACUCCAAACAUGGGCCAUGCUAGAAGAAUGAAAGUGGUCUGCAGUGAUAACAAAUACAAAGACCAGUAUGAGAAGAUGAAGCACAGGUACACUGCCAUCGCUGACACACCUCUCCUGAUCCGGGCCAAGAAAGCCUACCUCCAGUCCAGUGAUCUGCGUUACAAAGAGACCUUUGAGCUCGCUAAAGGUCACUACCACACGGUGAAGGACGCUCUGGACAUCACCUACCACCGCAGAGUCACCGAUGACAUCAGCGAGGUUAAAUACAGACAGAAGUACAUUAAAUCUCUGGGAACAUGGAAGUCCAUCCCCGACCGUCCAGAGUUCUUCUUCAGCAGAAUCGCCAACGAGAACAUCAGCAGCGUGAAGUACAAGGAGGACCUGGAGUGGCUGAAGGGAAUCGGCUGCUUCGUGUGGGACACGCCUGAGCUGGUGACGGCCGAGAAGAACAAGAAGCUGUACAGUGAGAGACUCUACAAAGCGUCCUUCGAGAAGAACAGAGGCAACUUCAAGUACAGCUGUGACACUCCGUUCUUCCAGGCUGCCAAGUACGCCUCCACCCUCAUCAACGACGCAAGGUAUAAAUCCAAAGCAAAGGAUCUGCUAAAGAGCGGUUGCAAUGAGCUUCGGCGCCCUGAAAUCCUCACCGCCCUUUACCAGUCUACUCAGAGCAGUAAGUGGAGGUACAGGGAGCAGUAUGAACGGGCCAAGGACAAGUUCACCUCGGUUCUGGAGACUCCGGAGUACGAGGCCUGCAGACGCAGCAAGAAGAUCACUGAUAUCAUCUACAAGAUGGAGCACAACAAGACCAAGGCUAAGGGAUACACCUUACCUUAUGACACUCCACACCAGCAGCACAUGAAGAGGGUCAAGGAUAUCACCAGCAAUCUGAAGUACAGAGAAGUUUAUGAGAAGAGCAAAGCCCAGAUCAACAUGGACCCCGAGGCUCAUGAGAUCCGUGCUGCCAAGGAGGCCUACAAGAACAUCAGCAAUCUUGACUACAGGAAGAAGUAUCAAGCCACCAAGAACAAGUGGAUCUGGACGGCAGACAGACCCGACUUCCUCAACGCUGCCAAGAACUCCCUGCAGCAGAGUGAUGUUGAGUACAAGUACGACAAAGAGAUGAUGAAGGGCUGUGUGAUUCCUGUCGUGGAUGACAAGUUGACCCUCCUGAAUAUGAAGAAUGCAGAAAUGGCCAGCGAAGUGAAGUACAGAGAGAAGUAUGAGAAGGGGAAGGGCCACUACGUUCCCGUCAAUGACACUCCUCAGAUCCUGCACGCCAAGGCUGUUCGCUCUCUGGUAUCAGAGAGCAAAUACAAGGCGGCCAGUAAGAAGGAGAUGCAGUCUGGUUCGUUCACCACCCUGUCGGAGACUCGUGACACCGCUCACAGCAAAGAGAUCAACAAGCUCAUCAGCGGGAAAUUGUACAAAGCCAAGUUUGAGAAGGAAAAGGGCAAGUCCAUCUAUAACAACAUGAUUGUUCCACCUGAUGUUCAGCACGCCAUGGGAGUGGCCAAGAGUCAGAGCAGCAUCGCCUACAAGAAAGACGCCAAAGCCAACCUCCACUACACGAGCGUGGCCGACCGUCCUGACAUCAAGAAGGCUACUCAGGCUGCCAAGCUCAUCAGUGAGGUCGGUUACCGUGAGAAGGCCCGUCAGGAGGCGAGCCGUGGAGGAUCUCUGGUCCACCGCCCGGACAUCGCUCUGGCCACUGAGGUGUCCAAGCUGACCAGCACGGUGGAGGGCAAGACCUCCCACCACGGAGCAUCUUCCUAUGAUACCCUCCAGAUGCGCCACAUUAAGAAAAUGAGUGCCAUGACUAGUGAUGUGAAGUACAAGGAGAAGUUUGACAAGGAGAUGAAAGGAAAGAAACCCAUAUAUGACCUGAAGGACAGUAAGAUUUACCAGACUUUGAAGGAUGCCAAUGUGUUGGCUAGUGAGGUGAAGUACAAGGGUGACCUGAAGAAGAUCCACAAGCCUGUGACCGACAUGGCCGAGUCUCUGUCCAUGCAGCACAACCUGAGCACCAGCAAGCUGUCCAGCAGCUACUGCUACAAGAAGAAGUUUGAGGAGAGUAAAGGUCACUACCUCAUGAUCGCUGACACACCAGAACAGCUCCAUCACAAGGAGGCCUCUGAACUGCAGAGCAACGUGAAGUACAAGGAGAAGUAUGAGAAGGAGAAGGGGAAGGCCAUGCUGGACUUUGAGACGCCCACGUAUGUGACGGCUAAAGAGGCCCAGCACAUGCAGAGUCAGAAAGACUAUAAGAAGGACUUUGAGGAGCACAUGAGGGGCAAGAACCUCUCAGGGUUGGAGGUCACGCCCGCCAUGAUACAUGUCAGACACGCCACCAAAAUAGCCAGUGAGAAAGAGUACAGGAGGGAUCUAGAGGAGGGAGUGAAGGGUAAAGGGCUAACUCAGCUGGAGGAAACUCCGGAGCUUUUGAGAGCAAAGAAUGCCACUCACAUCCUGUCUGAGAGAGAGUACAAGAAGUCUCUGGAGCUGGAGAUCAAGGGAAGAGGAAUGAUGGCUUUGGCUACAGACACGCCGGACUUCAUGAGGGCGAGGAACGCUACCGACAUCCUCAGUCAGUCUAAGUACAAGCACACCGCUGAGAUGGACCGGGCCAGCUACACCAGUGUCAUCGACACUCCAGACAUCAUCCAUGCUCAGCAGAUGAAGAACAUCAUCAGCCAGAAAAAGUACAGAGAGGAAGCUAACAAGACGAUGUCUCACUACGUUCCCGUCCUGGACACUCCGGAGAUGCUGAGAGUCCGUGAGAACCAGAAGAACUUCAGCACCCAUCAAUACCAGAUUGACCAUAAAAACAUAAAGGGCAAAGUGUGCACUAUAAAGGACACUCCUGAAAUGCUCCGUGUUAAAGAGAAUACAAAGAAUUUCAGCUUGAUUCACUACAAAGAGGAUGUGGGAGGAGGAACUUCUUUGCCCAAGACCCCUGAGAUGGAGAGAGUUAAACACAACCAGCGCAACAUUAGCACGAUUCAGUACAAGGAGUCCGUGGGUCAAGGCACCUCCAUACCAGAUCUCCCUGAGGUGAAGCGGGUCCGAGAAACCCAGAAGAAUAUCAGCUCGAUUCAAUACAAAGCAGGAGUGGAACAAGGCACGUCAGUAUCAGAGACCCCCGAGAUGGAGAGAGUCAAACGCAAUCAGCACAACAUUAGCACGAUUCAGUACAAGGAGUCCGUGGGUCAAGGCACCUCCAUACCAGAUCUCCCUGAGGUGAAGCGGGUCCGAGAAACCCAGAAGAAUAUCAGCUCGAUUCAAUACAAAGCAGGAGUGGAACAAGGCACGUCAGUAUCAGAGACCCCCGAGAUGGAGAGAGUCAAACGCAAUCAGCUCAACAUUAGCACGAUAAAGUACAAGGACUCUCUGGGUCAAGGCACGGCGAUAUCGGACCUCCCCGAGGUGAAGCGGGUCAAACAAACCCAGAAGAACAUCAGCUCGGUGUUGUAUAAAGACAGUUCACUCAAGGGAACUCCAGUGGUGUUUACCCCGGAGAUGGAGCGAGUCAAAAGGAACCAAGAAAACAUUAGCUCGGUGCUGUACUCUGACAGUUUCCGUAAGCAGGUCCAAGGAAAGGCCGCCUUCGUUCUGGACACACCUGAGAUGAGGCGCGUCAGGGAGACCCAGCGCAUCAUUUCUGGGGUGCGAUACCACGAGGACUUUGAGAAGAGCAAAGGCAGCUUCACCGCCACGACCUCCGACCCCGUGAUGGAGCGCGUGAAGAAGAACACCCAGGACUUCAGCGACAUCAACUACCGCGGCAUCCAGAGACGCACUGUGGAGAUGGAGAGGAAGAGGGCCAUCGAGCACGACCAGGAGACCACCACCGAUCUGCGUGUUUGGCGUACGAACCCCGGCUCAGUGUUCGACUACGACCCGGCGGAGGACAACAUCCAGUCCAGGAGUCUCCACAUGAUGUCAGUUCAAGCUCAGCGUCGCAGUAAGGAGCACUCCCGCUCCACCAGCGCUCUGAGCGGAUUGGCCGACGAGAAGUCCGAGGUGUCCCAGGACGCCGACCACCACAUGUCCCUCUACAGCAACGGCUUCAUGGCCUCCUCCACCGGUUACCAGCAUGCUAAGACUGUGGAGCUGCAGCAGAGGUCCUCAUCAGUGGCCACCCAGCAGACCACCGUGUCCUCCGUCCCCUCACACCCCUCUACCACCGGGAAAACGGUUCGCGCCAUCUACGACUACGGCGCCGCCGACAACGACGAGAUUUCCUUCAAGGACGGCGACGUCAUCGUGAACGUGCAGGCCAUCGACGAGGGCUGGAUGUACGGCACCGUGCAGCGCACCGGCAAGACCGGCAUGCUGCCCGCCAACUACGUGGAGGCCAUCUAAAAAACGACCACGACCACCACCAGCGACGCAUCCACGGGACAAAACGCAUCGGCGCGUGGCUUAGAGCAGAUGUGUAGUUUGUAGUUUGUAGUUUUUGUCGCUCUGUAUCUGUUAUCUUUCAUGUGCUGCUGUUUCCUGUGGAUGUGACGUCACCACGACAUGACACAUAUAAAUAUUUAUCAUUAUACAUGACAUUUAAGAUCACUCUCUUGGAAAAAACAAGACUCACCAACACCACCAAUACUCCCUUUGUAUAUUUAAACAAAUAUUAUAAUAUAUAUGAAGCAUUCUUUUCUCAAAUAGUUCCAUUUGUAGUCCUAAAUGGAAAUUCUAUGGCGAGAAAAAAGAAAAGACUAGAAUGAUGAAACGUAGGAGCAAUGAGUCAGCCUCCGCCUCCUCCACGAUGAAGCCGCUCCAUGAAGAGUUGAACGAGUCAGCCUCAGUCUUCCCUCCUUCACACUGACGGCCGGACAAAAGUAGAAUGUGUGUUUUU